Molecule: messenger RNA, 6482 nt
Organism: Mytilus trossulus (common blue mussel)
Lineage: Eukaryota; Metazoa; Mollusca; Bivalvia; Mytilida; Mytilidae
Product: transport and Golgi organization protein 1 homolog
Exons: 27
Coding region: 70-5376 (1768 amino acids)
Molecular function (GO): protein binding
Source: RefSeq, a predicted model, not a curated record
GUCUACCGGAUGUUAAAAAAUAUGCAGCUGAUUUUUCUUACGUGUACAAGCUAUUGAAAACAAAUUGAAAUGAAACCACGGCUUGUAUGUCGAAUCCAGAUGAUUUCAAAAGUGCUUAUUGUAUUGCUUUAUGCCAUUCAAUGUUCAGGGUCGAAAAUUUCCGAUUUGCGACUUUGUGCAGACGAUGAUUGUAAAACUAUGUUAUCAUUAGCCAAGACAUUAGCUAGACAUCAUCACAAUGAUCCUAUUUUCCUUACAUUCAGUCGUGGAGAAGUUGUACAAAUAUUAAGUAAAUCUGCAGGAAACAGACCAGAUCUCUGGGGUGGACAGAUAGGAGAUAGAAAAGGUUACUUUCCAAGAUCAUUUGUGAGGGAAUAUAAAGUUGAAAUUCCCAACCCAGGAAAGAUAGUUCCCACAGAGGGUAAUGAACCCAAGCCCCUAUUGACUCAGCCAGAAGGUGAGAAAGAUGAAACAGAACUUGAAGAUGAAGAUGAGACUGACAGUAAAGAAGAUGAUGAAGGAUACCAAAGUGAUGAGAACUCAGAGGAAACAGAGAAGAAGGAUAACAAAGAUGGUUUAGAGUUUUCAGACUAUGACGGAACAGACAUUGAAACAGAAGACAAUGAGGUCAGAAUUGAGGAAGAUGUUGGAAAGCAAGAUGAGGUAAAAAAUGAAGCACAACAGAAUGAGGUCAGAAGUGAAGGCCAACGGGAUGUCGGGAAAGAUGGCAAUAUACAACAAGACCAACCUAAAACUGGAGAUGACGAGACAAAGGAACAAGUUGGAGAUGAUAAAACAGAAAAAGCCACUGGAGAUGAUACGAAAAAAGAGGAGAUUAAAGAUGAUAAUACAGAGGUAGAUGAAACAGAAGUAGGGGGAGAUGAAAGAGAGAAAGAUGAUAACAAAGAGGAAAUGAAAGAUGUGAAGGUAGAGGAAAAAAGCAGUGAAUCUCCAGAUGUCAAAGGUCAAGGUCAGAAAGUUCCAGAUGGUGAAAAACCUAAUGAAGGUUCACAAAUUGUUGAGUCGGAGGAAGGAUUGCAAAUAAAUGAUGAAAAUCUAUUGGACGAAAAAAAGGAGGAAAGUGAAAGCGCAGAAAAUGAAAGUGAGGGGAAAGUUGAUGUAGAUCAGAAAGAGGAUAGGAAACCAGUUGAAGAAGGUAAACAAGCACCUGACAUAGUUGAGGCAACCCCAUCAUCUAAUAUAGAAAAACCGGAAGAAGUCCAGGCAACUGGAUCACCUAACUUAGAAAAACCUUUAGCAGAAGCACAGGAAACAAAAUCACCUGACAUGGAAAAACCAAUAGAAGAGGUCCAGGUAACCCAACCACCUGUAAUAGAAAAACCUGUUGAAGAGGUCCCUGCUAAAGAAAUGACACCACCCUCUGUUGCUGAAGUGAUCCCAUCAGAGGAGGUCAAGCCCACACCAGCUGUUGAUGUACCUGUAGAAUUAAAGGAGACGUCAGCUGAACAAGUGAAGCCCACACCUGUAUUGGAAUCCUCACAACCAUCAGCAAUGGAUGGCUAUACAAUCAUCGAUGGCACACCUUUCCCAUUAGAUAUGUUUGAAGAUUCAGAACCACAGAAAACAGCCCUUAAAGUGGAAAGUUCAACACCAGUUAUACAGGCUACUGUUACACAAGAUGUUGCUCCUAGUCAAGCAGCACCUUCAGGAGAUGGACCUAAUGUUGUAGAAAUGGAACAAAAGCAGACAUCAGAGCAGAAAUCUCAGACCCAAGAUCAGUCAGGUCAUACAGGGCAAGAAAGACCCGUGGAAAGUAUACAAGGUCAAACUCAACAGAAGGAGAAUUCCCCUCAGGUGCCUCAAGAAACUGGUCCCACAGGAGAACAACUAGAUAAAACAGAAGAGACCCAAAACCUGCAGAAAGAGAGUUCCCCUCAAGUACCUCCACAAACUGGUCAGACAGAGCAAAGUCAACAACAACAGCAGACAAGUCAAGACCAACCAGAACAAAAAUUACCUCAGGAAACUGGGCAGAUUGAUCAGAGACAAGCAAAUGGUCUACAAAUGCAGCAAGGUCAACAGGUACAGCAAGGUCAACAGGUACAGCAAGGUCAACAGGUUCAGCAAGGUCAGCAAAUACCGCAAGGUCAACAAAUGCAGCAAGAUCAACAGGUACAGCAAGGUCAACAGGUUCAGCAAGGUCAACAAAUACCACAAGGUCAACAAAUACCACAAGGUCAACCAAUGCAGCAAGUACCAGACCAAAUAGUUGAACAAGUGAGACAGCAGGGACCAGGAAGCCUGACAGAUGAGCAAAAACUGCAGCUGGAAAAGAUGAAAUCAUCUCAGUCAGUUCAGACUGAACAGACAGGUCAACCUGUCCAGGAACAAAAAGGACAGGUUGAGCAAGGUCAACAAGGUCAAAUGCCUAAGGAACAAAUAAUUCAAGAUCAAAUAAUAAAAGAAGACAAAGAGACCAACAUUUUGAAUGAGGCUGUUAAAAAAGCUUCUGGGCUUCAUCCUGAUGUUGAAUUUGUCACAGAAGAUUUGAUGGAGUUUUUGGAUGAGGAGAAGAAAGAAUCAAAUGAAGAUAAACCUGCUGUAGAACAGCCAUCCAGUUCUGUUCAGACUGGUACCCCAGUUAUCAGUGAUAAACCUAAUCAACAAGGUGAUGCACACCAGAAUUCACCACAAAAGCAACAAGAUCAAACUGGUUCUCCAACACAAACACAAGAGCAAAAUGGUGGUCCACAAGGUAAACCAGAUCAGCAACAACAAACUAGUUCCCCAUUGGUUAGUGAUAAACCAGAUCAGCAACAACAAACUGGUUCCCCAUUGGUGAGUGAUAAACCACUUCAGCAUCAGUCUGGUUCUUCACAACAACAAGCUGAUACCCAAGCACCAUCACCAGCUGAUGUAAGAGAUAUUAAACCAAUGACAGAAGGAGGAAAGACAGAGCCCCAGGUAUUACGGAAUGACAUUAGAAGUUCCCUGUCAGUGGCUGAUCAACUUAUGUCUUCUAUGAACAUGGACAUUCCAGCCAAACAACAGCAGCAUCAGGCGACUAUGGUUUUACAGGAUAAUACUGAUAUCAAGUUUGGAACAGCCAAUGCCACUGAUACUAAUGUGCCACCAGCCAAUUCAGAGCCACAUGUACAUGAUGUGUAUAAAACGGCAGACUUCUUGACUAGGAAGCCAUUAUCACACAAUACAGAUACUAAUGUUAAUGGGAUACAGAGUGUUCAACCUGAUGUUAAAGCUGAAGAGAAACCACAGACUAUUACACCAUUACCACAAAAGGAGAUUACACCACCACCUAGACAAGACGAGAUGCCACCACCGCCAUCACAACAGAAUGUGACACCUGACCCACAAGAUACGGUCCUUACACGGAAGAUUACUGAUGACACACUUGAGGAAGAAGAGAAUAAGGAAUACCAGGAACAACAAGGAUGGAGGGUUGGAUUCAGAGGAAUGGAAGCUAAACUUAAACUGGUUGUAGAAAAGCUUCCACCGUCAAUUCAGUCUCUACUAGAACAGGAACCAUUAGGUCUGACACCACAGAUGACAGUCCUUGUUGUCAUAGUAACAAUAACAAUGUUAAUGACUAUUUCCUGUCUGUCUUGUUUAUGUGGAGGAAAGAAGAAACCAAAGAAGACAGACCCAGUAGUUGUGGUCAGGGGUCUUGAAGAAAAGUUAUUUAUAGCCACAAAAGAAAGAGAAAAUGUUGAAGAUGAACUUGAAAUAUCACAGAAAAGGGUCAAAGAGUUAGAAGAGGAAACAAAAUUACUGGCAUUAUCAUCUGGUGAUGUAGCAACAGAAAUUAACAAGUUCAAGACCUUGAUAAAAGAGUAUGAGAGUUCUGUGUCAUCCCAACAAAAUGAGAUAGAUAAAUUAACUACAGAAUUGUCACAGAAAAAGAAAGAGACACAGACCAAGUCAAAUAAAUUUGAUGAAACACAGAAACAGUUAAAGAAGAAAGAACAAGCAGUUGAAUCAAUUUCAGAGAAACUGAAAAAUGCUAAUAAAGAACUAGAUAGUGUAAAGUCUGAACUGAAGUCAGAGAAAAACCAGAACAGUUCUCUGACUAAACAAAUAGAACGGCUAGAAGUUAGUAAACAACAGUUAUUGAAAGAAGCAGAAGAUUGGAAUGAAAAACAUCAAGAUUUAACAGAGAGAUAUGAGACAUUACAGAAAGGUCAAACACAAGUUCAGGAAGAUUUGGCUUUUAAAGAAAAUGAAUUAGAGGUUUUACGUGAUUGUUUCUUGCAAAUGAAAGCUUUUGAGAAUGAAGAUUCUGAAGACCAAGAUGAAACAGAUAGUACAAGUAUACAAGAUAAAUUAAAGUCCAUGAUGGAUGUAUCGGGUGUUAAUGCUAGGUUAAAAACAGUAGAAGAUGAAAGAAAUAUAGUACAGAACAGAAUUGAUAUAGAAGUUCAGAGUAGAAUAGACAUGGAAGAACAAAUAGCAGAAUUAGAAAGAAAAAUGGAAGGUUUAAAAACAGAUAAAAUGAAAGCUGAGAGACAAAGUAAUGAAGCUACAACCAAAUUAAAUGUUCUUACCAAUUAUUUCAAAGAAAAAGAAGCUCAAUUACAAAGAGAAUUAGGUGAACAAGAAGCUUUAAAGAAACAAAACAAAAAUAGAUUAGAAAAUGCAGAUGAAACGGCCAAAAUGGUAACAGAAGAAUUAGAAAGUUACAAAUCACAAACAGAUGACCUGAAAAAAGAAAUUUUAUCUGCAGAAAGGGAUUUCAGAUCUCAGAUAGCAGCUAACGAAAAGAAAGCCCACGAUAACUGGUUAUCAGCGAGGGCAGCCGAGAGAGAAUUAAAAGAAUCAAGACAUGAAUGUUCAGUAUUAAGACAAAAAUUAACAGAUUUAGAGAGAAGAUUAAUGCAGGGCCCUAGUGGUUUGAUACGACCGUUACCAACACGAGGCAUGCCUCCUCCAGGUAUGAUAAAUGGACCAUUACAUCCAUCAGACAGACCAGGAUCACGGAGUGGGCCGUUCCCACCACCUCCAGGAAUGAGGGAUGAUGACAUGAGAGGAUCUCCUGGUCCUGUACGAUUACCUCCCCCUGACCGACGUGGACCACGGAUGCCACCACCAGAGAUGAGAUCUCCCCCUCCUCCAGAUAGACAUGGAGGACCAAGAAUGCCACCUCCUGAUCUCCGAUCACCACCACCAUUUGGCAGAGGACCACCUCCUCCAAUGGACAGAAGGUCACCACCACCUUACGGCAGAGGGCCACCUGGUUAUAGAAUGCCUCCGCCUCAUGAUAUGCUUCCUCCUCAUUUACGAGGACCACCACCACCUCGUUCUUCCUCGCCCCCUAGAAUUGAUCCAUCAGGGGCAGGGACGACCCGUCACAGAGAACAAGAUCAAGACCACACCCAAAGACAGUCAAGUCAAGUCUGAUAUAGACAAUCAUGUGAUUAUAUGACAUCAUAGACAGUCUAAUCAUGUGAUAUAACAUUUAUGGUCAUGUGAUAUUACAUAUCUGAUCAUGUGACAUAUAUAUCAUAGAUGGUGCAGACAAGAAGCUCAAUAAAAUUGUAUUAUGAACAGGGUUAACCAAAGUCAUCAGGAGUUCAGUUGGUCUGUGUGAUUUACUUCUAGUCAAAAUACUAACAUUUUCAUAAGAUCUCUUGAGAAUAGAUAUAAGCCUUCUGACAAUGUCACAUGUUUGGAUGAUGAGUAGAGUUUGCAACUUUUGUUUCAUAUCAUCACAAUUAUAAUGUUUCUUUUAGUAUAGUAAAAGGUGAUUUAGAUAUUUACAUUUAUCAUUGUACUGUUAAUUUUGAAGUGCCAGAGAUUGACAAAAGUAAAAAAAUGUCAUGUUUAUUUGAAUUUAUGAUAGUAGCUAGAAUAGAUGAAAAGUUAACCAACUAGUGGUCUAGACUGCUCUGUACUGACCAAAUUAGGGGACAUCUACAAAGUUGAUAUUAUGAAAUGUUUUAACCAAUCAUAUAAGUGCUUAAGAUUUAAAUCUGUCUCGUGAAUGUCAUGUUAUGUCACAAAAAUCAACCUUAUUUCGGGAUAGAUGUUAAUAAAAUGACCUUGCUUCAUAUUUUACAUUUGGGUGCAUGGUAAUGAUAUAAGAAAUAUAUUCAUAGUAGAUUUACAGACUAUUUAGUAAUUUUAAUCAUAUUUGGGAAGAUUGUGACAAAAUGUUUGUAAGUUAGUUUGUCUAGUUUGUUUGUGUAAAUUGUUCACCUUAUUAGAUCCACAAAUUCCUGGACCUACAGGAUUAAUGCAAUUUACAUGUCUGUUGUUCUUUUCACGUAAAAUGAAGUACUGAACACUUCAGCAUAACUUAGGAUCAAUUUUGAUUGGUAGAUUUGAGUGCACAGUGAGUCACAGCGUUGUAAUUUUUUUUCCUAUAGUGCAAUUUCAUUAUCAUGUGUUUGAUUAUUUUGUGGUUGUAGUUAGCAGUAUUUUAUGGCAACUAUUUAUUUACUCUGUGUUCCAAGAUUCCUCAAAAGAUUUUAACUUAAUUUCUUUAUUAACAACACACAUACCAG